Molecule: messenger RNA, 1104 nt
Organism: Aspergillus eucalypticola CBS 122712
Lineage: Eukaryota; Fungi; Ascomycota; Eurotiomycetes; Eurotiales; Aspergillaceae
Product: regulator of G-protein signaling domain-containing protein
Exons: 1
Coding region: 1-1104 (367 amino acids)
Source: RefSeq, a predicted model, not a curated record
AUGCUUAAAAAGAAGACCCUGCAUCCUCCCAUACUCUUCCGACACCAUACUCCCAGCACCACCCCUGAGCUUUCUCCCACGUCUUCCUCAUCGGACAGCGAGUCGGACGAGGACAUGGACUCCUCCGGUUCGCGUCCGCUGAGUUUGACGGUUCCUCCGGGUGCUUUCUGUCCCAUGCGUCCCUCAUUAGAUGAGGUGCUGGCCAACACUGCACCUGCCCCAUACACCCUUAGUGCCUUUAUGGCCUAUCUCUCGCAGAACCACUGUCUGGAGACCCUGGAAUUCACUCUGGAGGCCAAGCGGUACCGGGAAACACACGAUGCCUUGAGCCGCCAGCUGAAUGAAUCGCCCAUCGUCACCGACUGCACCGGCAGCCAGCAUCUGCGUAUGCUCUGGCAGCGACUGUUGACCGCUUACAUUCUGCCCGGAUCUCCACGAGAGAUCAACGUCUCCAGCGAGGUCCGCGAUGACAUCCUUCGACACGCCAAUCUUCCUAACCCGCCGCUUCCCGAAACCCUGGACGCUGCCGUAAAACUCGUCCAUGAUCUGAUGGAGGAGUCGAUCUUUCUGCCGUUUCUCAACUCGCAUGCUUCGACCGCUCACGUUUUGCCGCUAUCGGAGCCGCUGUUUUCUCAGGAGGACGAUAUCACCGUCGUAUCGAACUCCAGCUUCGACGAGCACACGGCCAGUCGGGGCCGAUCGAAGAGGAGACGGCAGUCUCCCCAGUCUUCCAAGGAUCUGGGAUCGCCGGUGUCCGUCGGCUCUCCGCCUAGCCGCUCGAACUUCUCCUUGAGUGCAAUGACUUCCAUGGGUAAGGUCGGCCAUCGGACUUUGGGACAGGUCUCCAACGCCAGCGGAGAUUCCGGGUCUGGGGCCUUGACUGAUGACUCUGGAAGCUUGCAAUCGAGUGCCAGUGCAGGCGAACCAAUGACACCGCCGACUACGCCGCCCUCCAGCGAUCCUCACUGCAUGCACCUGGCCCACAGCCCGAAGCGCACCGACAACCCAUGGAAAAAGAUGGGACUGAAGUUGGGCUUCAAAAAGCGCUCGGGCCACGGAGGCUCCGGCAACCAACAUUUCAAGUUGUCUGGCAUGGACGAAUGA